AUGGCAGCUCCAGCUAUCGGCAUCGACCUGGGCACCACGUACUCGUGCGUGGGCGUGUUCCAGCACGGCAAGGUCGAGAUCAUCGCCAACGACCAGGGCAACAGGACCACGCCCUCCUACGUCGCCUUCACCGACACCGAGAGACUCAUCGGAGACGCCGCCAAGAACCAGGUGGCCAUGAACCCCAGCAACACAGUGUUCGAUGCUAAACGUCUGAUCGGUCGCAAGUUCGACGAUUCAACUGUUCAGAGUGACAUGAAGCACUGGCCUUUCACUGUGAUCAGCGAGGGCGGCAAACCAAAGUUGAGAGUGGAAUUCAAGGGAGAAAGCAAGACCUUCAACCCUGAGGAGAUCUCGUCCAUGGUGCUGACCAAGAUGAAGGAGACAGCCGAAGCCUACAUGGGGAACAGUGUGAAAGACGCCGUGAUCACGGUGCCCGCCUACUUCAACGACUCCCAGCGACAAGCCACCAAGGACGCCGGAACCAUCGCGGGCAUCAAUGUUCUUAGGAUCAUCAACGAACCCACAGCCGCCGCCAUUGCUUAUGGACUGGACAAGAAGAGCGUAGGAAAGGGAGAGCGAAACGUGUUGAUCUUCGACCUGGGAGGCGGUACCUUCGACGUGUCCAUCCUGAGCAUCGACGACGGAGUGUUCGAGGUGAAGGCAACAGCCGGCGACACGCAUUUGGGAGGCGAAGACUUCGACAACAGGAUGGUUAGUCACUUCACUCAAGAGUUUCACAGGAAGUUCAAGAAGGAUCUCACUACCAACAAACGCGCACUUCGACGUCUUCGAACUGCUUGUGAACGAGCCAAGCGAACUUUGUCUUCGUCCACACAAGCCAGUCUGGAAAUUGAUUCUCUGUUCGAAGGCAUUGACUUUUACACUUCCAUCACCCGUGCAAGGUUUGAAGAGCUUUGUUCUGACCUUUUCCGAGGAACUCUAGAACCCGUGGAGAAAGCUCUACGAGAUGCUAAAUUAGACAAGACAAGCAUCCACGAAAUCGUGUUGGAACUGAACAAGUCCAUCAACCCAGAUGAAGCUGUUGCUUACGGUGCUGCAGUUCAAGCAGCCAUUUUACGUGGUGAUCAGUCUGAGACUGUGAAAGACAUGUUACUUCUUGAUGUGACUCCACUUUCAAUGGGUCUUGAGACAGCUGGAGGAGUCAUGACUGUGCUUAUCAAGCGCAACACCACAAUUCCCACCAAACAUUCUCAGAUCUUCACUACAUAUUCUGACAAUCAACCAGGUGUUCUCAUUCAGUUUGAACUAAGUGGCAUUCCUCCAGCUCCUCGUGGAGUGCCACAGAUCGAAGUCACUUUCGACGUGGACGCCAACGGUAUCCUCAACGUGACAGCGGUAGACAAGUCCACAGGGAAGGAGAACAAGAUCACCAUCACCAACGACAAGGGUCGUCUCAGCAAAGAGGAAAUCGACAGAAUGGUCAAUGAAGCAGAAUCGUAUCGGGAACAAGACGCUAAACAACGAGAUCGCAUUGAAGCCAAGAACCGACUUGAAUCACUUUGUUUCAGCGUCAAAUCAUCCGUAAAUGAACCUUCAGUGUGUGGCAAGGUGUCUGCCGAUGAAAAGCGUCGUGUGGAAGACAAGGCAGAAGAAACGCUGAGGUGGCUGGACGCCAAUCAGUUGGCAGAGAAAGAAGAAUACGAGUACAAGAUGAAGGAAUUGGAAGAGGUGUGGCGGCCGAUAGCCAGUAAAAUCCAUGGAUCAGCUGGAUCCCCUGGAUACAGUGCUUCCCCAGGAAACGGUCCCACUGUGGAAGAAGUUGACUAA
Molecule: messenger RNA, 1791 nt
Organism: Penaeus indicus
Lineage: Eukaryota; Metazoa; Arthropoda; Malacostraca; Decapoda; Penaeidae
Product: heat shock 70 kDa protein cognate 4-like
Exons: 4
Coding region: 1-1791 (596 amino acids)
Cellular component (GO): nucleus; cytosol; plasma membrane
Molecular function (GO): ATP-dependent protein folding chaperone; ATP binding
Source: RefSeq, a predicted model, not a curated record